This is a messenger RNA of Medioppia subpectinata, 1445 nucleotides long. NCBI's taxonomy places the organism in Eukaryota, Metazoa, Arthropoda, Arachnida, Sarcoptiformes, Oppiidae. The record is from the annotation of a GenBank genome assembly.
AUGGAUGGAUUACACCAUUUGGGCCACGAUUUGGACACACAGUCGACGCCACCAUUGAUUGAAUACACAAUCCAUACGACAAAGUGUCCACUCAUUCGCCGCACGAGUCGUACCCGACGUAACCCUCAAUGUCAACGCCCGCCCGAAGACGACUUAUGCGUGACUUUAAACGGUAUACCAAUUGUCCGAUCGNCAUUAUUACACCAUUUGGGCCACGAUUUGGACACACAGUCGACGCCACCAUUGAUUGAAUACACAAUCCAUACGACAAAGUGUCCACUCAUUCGCCGCACGAGUCGUACCCGACGUAACCCUCAAUGUCAACGCCCGCCCGAAGACGACUUAUGCGUGACUUUAAACGAGGACCCGCCGGCGGGUGUGAGCGGAGCGCCAACUGAUAACAAUAUUAUGAUCUGGAAUGCAGUCAUCUUCGGUCCACGCGACACUCCCUUCGAAGACGGAACCUUCAAAUUGACGCUCGAAUUCACCGAAGAAUACCCGAACAAAGCGCCGACCGUUCGGUUUGUGUCCAAAAUGUUUCACCCGAACGUCUAUGCGGACGGAAGCAUAUGUUUAGAUAUCCUGCAGAACCGUUGGAGUCCGACAUACGACGUGUCGGCGAUCCUGACGUCAAUCCAAUCGCUUUUGGACGAACCGAACCCUAACAGUCCGGCCAAUAGUCUGGCCGCACAACUCUAUCAGGAGAAUCGACGCGAGUAUGAGAAGAGAGUGGCCGCUAUUGUGGAGCAGAGUUGGCUCAACUUCAGCGAAGACGAGGACAAAGAGCCUAAAAAGACAGACUCGACGUCCUCUUAAUGUCUGCUUUCAUCACCAUUUGGUUUAUAAAUAUAUUAAUUAUAAUUAAAUUUUCAUUUGUUUUUAAAAUCCCUUCUAUAUUAUCUCAUUCUACAUGUAAUUUUAAUUAUGUUUUCUAAUAAUUAUUCUAAAUUUAAUUGAUGUUUGAAUUUAAAUUUUUUAGAUAAUUAACUCAUUUUUCUUUUAUGUAUAGUUUUUUGAAAAUAAUUUCUGUACUUAUUUUGUAAUUCUUUUUCGUUCGAGAAAUACAACAACAAAGACAUCUCUAAUAGGAAAACAAGUGUUUGUUUUUUAUUUACAUUUUGGCCUACAUUUCUGACAAUUUGUUUCUGUGCACAACACUUAUAAUACAUAUAAAUAUAUACAUAACAGUAUAUUUAUAAAUAUAUAUAAUAUAUAUUAUAAAAACGGUUAGUUUUAUUAAUUGAUAUAUAAUUAUAAUUAUUAGACAAAACAAAAAGAGCGUGUAUUUGAAUGACGGCCACUAAUAAUAGGGACUUAUAGGACCUCUAAGUCGACGUGUCGCACCUGUGGGUGUCUUUUCUGUAUUAUAUUAUAAAAUAUAAAUUUUAUUAAUUAAUUUUAAUUGUUUUAAUUAAAAUUUCAAUUCUGUAUUCAUUUGCAAAACA